GCUGGACUUACAGCAUUACCCUUGGCAUACUCAGCGCCGUGCUGAAUCAUGGCAGACUCAUUCACGGCAUUGUCCGUGGUCAGCUCAACCGUAUCGCCGAUAAAUAUUUGGUUCCCCCAAAGGAUCUAUCAGGCACUUCUUUCCGCCAUCAUGGAUUUAGAUCUACUGCAAGUCCGUAUUGUUGUCGACUGCUCUCUAUCAUCACAAACUCGUUUUUGCAGGUGUCCGCGCCAGGCUUGGCGUACAUCUGUCUUGGUGGUUUUGUAGUCUUGGUUCGUUCUAUCUCCCUCUUAGUAUUUUGUUAUCUCCACAUUGCUGUUGUUCGUGGUGUCUGUUUAUGCUGACUCUUGACUGCAGUUCUCGAUGGUAUCCCUCCUAGUUAAAGAAAAGCUGUAUAUAAAUGAAGUCGUCCUCGGAACCGGCUUCGGGAUCAUCAUAGGUCCUUAUGUUGCCAAUGUAUUCACACCCCGCGAAUGGGGCACCUUGCAAAAUACCAUAACAUUAGAGGUCAUGCGCAUCGUCCUCGCCACUGGCUUGUUCGCGGUCGGAGUCGAAUUACCAUGCGCAUAUAUGAAAGAGCAUGCCAGGAGCUUGCUCAUAAUGGUCGUGCCUACCAUGGCCUUUGGUUGGGUCGUUGUCGCCGGUGUCACACAAGCACUAUUUCCUCAGCUCAAUUACAUCUCAUCUCUUUGCAUUGCUGCGUGUUUGACCCCUACGGACCCAGUUACAUGUGCUGCCAUCACACGCGGCAAAUUUGCCACUAAACAUGUCCCUGUGAAUAUCCGUCGAAUAUUGUCUGCGGAAUCCGCAGCGAAUGAUGGUCUUGCAUACCCGUUCCUUGCGAUAUCCAUAUACCUCACUGUAGAGACGUCCGUUCGAGUUGCUAUCGGCAAGUGGUUCUUGGUGGGAUGGUUAUACCAGGUCAUACUUGGCACCGUUUUGGGCGCCAUUCUAGGCCUUCUAUUCUCGAAGCUCAUGAGGAUAUCCCAUAAUAAGGGCUUCAUAGAUCGUGAAUCAUAUGUCGCACAAUACCUGGCUCUGUCCAUCUUCACCAUCGGAAUCGCGAGCACCAUCGGUGCAGAUGAUCUUCUUGCAGCGUUUGCAGCAGGUUCUGCAAUUUCUUGGGACGGUCACUUCAAUGUACAGACAGAAGAUGACGUAUUCUCUUCUGUGAUAGACUAUGUCUUGAACUGUGGCUGCUUCAUCUACAUCGGCGCUUGGCUGCCUUUUGACGCCUACAACGAUCCCAUACUCGGGAUCACCCCUUGGAGGCUUCUUCUUCUUGUGAUCGCUAUUUUGGUCCUGAGGCGAAUUCCACCAUUAUUGGCGCUCUACAAGUUCGUCCCCGAGAUUGCUUCCUGGAAGGAAGCGUUAUUCUCUGGUCACUUUGGUCCAAUGGGAGUUAGCGCAGUUUUCGUAUCUGCCCUAGCACUUACGCGUUUACCCACUCCGGAACACCCGCCUGCAAAUCAAGCACAAUACCUUGCCGCAACUAUUCAGCCUAUCGUUUCCUUUGUCGUCCUUGGUUCUAUCCUCGUUCAUGGCUUGUCUAUCCCGUUCUUCAACAUUGGCCGUGGCGUGCACUCUCGCACUACUUCAUUGACUAUGACGUGGACAAGCCGUACUCGUGUUACGGUCCCGGACUGGGUUCUUUGGGCCCGCCGUGCUCCCGAUAUUGUGGAGUCAACUGCGGAUGAAGAUGUGGAGCAAGGCUCUGCCAAGACUCCUACAGGUUCCAAUGAACCUGCUGUGGAGACUGGUAUCCCGGCCGUCGCUGUAACUUUCGAUGAUGUUCCUGGGGAUGCCGAGACAAUCGUGACCAGACGUCAUUCUCUUGGUAUGGACGACCCUUCUCCGGAACUGGUACAGGUUGAGGCUAUCAACAAUCACGACGGACCAGCGAACUUGGAUAGUGGUGCUCCAGAUGAUAAUCAGAUCAAGAAUGUACGCUUCCCGUCCGCUCAAUAACAACUACCGAGCGUCUGUGGAUUGGCAUGUAUAAACUGUACUGACUUGCACGAUAAACACGACUCGUCAUGUUACAUACGAUACAUCACCCUCAUUGAACCUCCUGCUCCUUUACCUACUACUUCCUCCUCUGCCCUUUUCCUCCCAACUUCCCCUUAUGGUAGGAAUAAUGAUAUUAUGUUCCCAAACAUGUUCCCCCUUGUGCUUCAAUUGUCCGUGCAACGGACAGUUAAAUGAGGGUGAGGGAAGCA
Molecule: messenger RNA, 2219 nt
Organism: Suillus clintonianus
Lineage: Eukaryota; Fungi; Basidiomycota; Agaricomycetes; Boletales; Suillaceae
Product: Sodium/hydrogen exchanger family-domain-containing protein
Exons: 12
Coding region: 364-1968 (534 amino acids)
Biological process (GO): regulation of membrane potential; proton export across plasma membrane; sodium ion export across plasma membrane
Cellular component (GO): plasma membrane
Molecular function (GO): sodium:proton antiporter activity
Source: RefSeq, a predicted model, not a curated record